AUGAUAAAUGUUGCAUAUUCCAUUUUGUAUAAGAAUAGCAAGACCCUUUUCUUGCAACUGUCCCAUGCUCAACAAAUUUUUAUGAAGCUCUGGGACGUAGUAUACAUCUCGAAUAAGAAAGGCAGUGCCAUUUGUAACAUCCCUGGUCGUAGGUGUAGAACACCACUGUGUUGGUAUCAGGAUGGGGAAGCCCUUAUGCUUGGUCCCGAGUUUCUGCAGCAGACAACUGGAAAAGUUAAAUUAAUCCAGGAUCGGAUGAGAGCCACACAAAGUCGGCAAAAGUCCUAUGCUGAUAAAAGAAGGCGGCCAUUAGAGUUUGAUGAAGGUGAUCAUGUGUUUCUACGGGUUACCCCAACCACGGGAGUUGGAAGGGUUCUAAAAUUGAGGAAGUUGACACCGCGAUUUAUAGGACCCUAUCAGAUUACACGGAGAAUUGGGCCAGCAGCCUACGAAAUUGCCUUGCCACCUCAUCUAGCAAACUUGCACAACGUAUUCCAUGUUUCUCAGUUGAGGAAAUACGUUGCAAGUCCAGACCAUGUAUUAGAGGCUGAUGAUGUACAAGUGCGGGAAGAUUUGACCAUACCAGCUGGACCGGUUCGCAUCCUAGACUCUCAAGUCAAACAUCUGAGGGGUAAGAAGAUAAAUACGGUGAAGGUGCUUUGGGAUGAGGCAACGCACGAGAUGACCUGGGAGAUGGAGGAUCACAUGAAGUUAUCCUAUCCACAUCUAUUUCCUGGUAAGUCUUGUUUUCGAGGACGAAAACUUUUGAAGGUGGGGGAAAUAAACCGCCUGGCGGGGUUGAAGGACCGCCAGGCUGCUCAUGCCACCAGCGCUUGUUUUCUGGGUUUUGAUAUGCACCGCCUGGCGGCUAAGGGUAGCCCGCCAGGCGACACGAACUGGGUUACCCAGUUUCUUCUGAUUCUUGGUAUUUUUGUGGUGUGCGAGGUUCGGGGAGAAUCUGGUGAUUUGAAUAUAACUGAUUUGAUGGAUUGUUGA
Vigna unguiculata (cowpea) is the source of this 996-nucleotide messenger RNA. RefSeq lists its product as uncharacterized. NCBI's taxonomy places the organism in Eukaryota, Viridiplantae, Streptophyta, Magnoliopsida, Fabales, Fabaceae. The record is from RefSeq and is a predicted model, not a curated record.